AUGACUGACGAAUCUCAAAUACCACCCCCAUCUCAACCUCCAGCCGCACCCGUCAUUUCUGGCGGACCUGGAAAUGCUCUUAACGAACGGACUUAUCAAGAAGUGGAGUAUCUCAAACGCAACCUCGGUCCCAUUUUGGUUGCUGCUUUGGCUGAAAUCUGUAUCCGCAGACCUGCUGACCCCAUCGAAUACUUGGGACAUUGGCUUCUCCGCUGGCGAUACAACGAAGAACUGAAGCGUCGGGAUGUACAGAAUGCGCUGGAGGUCGUUCGGCGGAAAACUUGGAAUGAUGGCAGUGGGAUGAGGAAGGCAGAAAUAGGUCAACAGCCACCUCUCCUCCUCAACACGGUCGCUCCAGACGUUCCCCCCGCUCCUGAAACAUUUGGCGAAGGGUUUAUUCCAACUCAUCCAUACGCCGCUCCCGGAUAUGGAGGCCCCCUCACAGCAGACCAACUGAAAACAGUGGCCAAUGUCGAAGUAGCUGCACCACCACCGCCACCGCCGAUGACCGAGUCAACGUACCCACCUCCAGAAAGUGCUCCGCCAAUGGUGGUCCCGGAAGUUGGUGGUGGACCUCCUUCAGCCGAAGAAGUGUCUUAUCCUCCUCCAGCAACAUCACAAGAUGAGCAGCCGCAGCCAGGACGAUCCUCUCAAGGAGCAGCGGCGGUUGAAGGGGACGGUGGGGCGAAGAAGACGUCCUUGAUCAAAGGGACAGGGUCAGGAGAAAAGAAGGGGUCCUUGGUGAGAGAGACUGGUUCUGGGGAGAAGAAGGGGUCACUUCGAAGAUCCGGUGGUGGGUCCAAUGGUGGUCAGCCUGUUGCUGCUCAGCCCCCUCAAGACGCCGAAUUCCAGCAAGAACCAGCAGAAUAG
Molecule: messenger RNA, 870 nt
Organism: Folsomia candida
Lineage: Eukaryota; Metazoa; Arthropoda; Collembola; Entomobryomorpha; Isotomidae
Product: arp2/3 complex-activating protein rickA
Exons: 3
Coding region: 1-870 (289 amino acids)
Cellular component (GO): Set1C/COMPASS complex
Source: RefSeq, a predicted model, not a curated record